GCCUUCCUGAGGCGGCGGUGACAAGAUGGCGGCGGCGCCGGGCGGCGGGGCGGUGCGCCGGGUGCAGCUGGUGCUGGGGCACCUCGCCGCGUCCCCCCCGGCAGCGGGUACCGCGGUUCGGGCCGCGCCGUGCGGCAGCCGCGCCGGGGUCUCGCCGCGGGCCGCCAGCCCCGACGAUGUGGUGGUGGUGCACGGGCGCAGGACCGCCAUCGGCCGCGCCAAGCGCGGCGGCUUCAAGGAUACUACACCUGAUGAACUACUGUCUGCUGUUAUGACAGCUGUCCUUCAAGAUGUCAAUCUUCGUCCUGAGGCCCUGGGAGACAUCUGUGUGGGAAACGUGCUGCAGCCUGGAGCCGGCGCUUUGAUUGCAAGAGUUGCACAGUUCCUGAGUGGUAUUCCGGAGACGGUGCCGUGCUCGAGCGUGAACCGGCAGUGCUCCUCUGGGCUACAGGCUGUUAUCAAUAUAGCAGGUGGCAUCCGAAAUGGAUCGUAUGACAUUGGCUUGGCCUGUGGCGUGGAAACCAUGUCCCUCAGAAGUGCAAAUAAUGCUGGUGAUAUCAGUUCCAGCUUGAUGGAAAACAGCAAAGCAAGGGAUUGCCUGAUUCCUAUGGGAAUAACCUCAGAAAAUGUGGCAGAGAAGUUUGGAGUUUCCCGAAAGAAGCAAGACGCCUUUGCCUUGGCUUCCCAGCAAAAAGCAGCAAAAGCUCAGCAGCUGGGACUGUUUAAAACCGAGAUUGUUCCAGUGAAGACCACUGUUCUAGAUAAUCAGGGCAACCAAAAGACAAUCACCGUGCACCAAGACGAAGGAAUUAGGCCCUCCACAACCCUGGAGGGUUUGGCAAAGCUGAAGCCUGCCUUCAAAGAGGAUGGUAGCACUACAGCAGGUAAUGCCAGCCAGGUCAGUGAUGGAGCAGCUGCUGUUCUCCUGGCAAAGCGCUCAAAAGCAGCACAGCUGGGACUGCCAGUCCUGGGGGUGCUCAGGUCCUUUGCUGUGGUUGGAGUCCCACCUGACGUGAUGGGCAUAGGGCCGGCCUACGCGAUCCCUGUUGCUGUGGAAAAGGCAGGUCUGACUCUGGGUGACAUUGAUAUAUAUGAAAUUAAUGAAGCCUUUGCAAGCCAGGCUGUGUACUGCAUUGAAAAGCUGGGCAUUCCAAUGGAGAAAGUCAACCCCCUUGGAGGAGCCAUAGCUCUGGGGCACCCACUGGGCUGUACCGGUGCUCGUCAAGUUGUCACCUUACUCAAUGAAUUGAAGCGCAGGGGGAAGAGAGCAUAUGGUGUGGUGUCAAUGUGCAUCGGAACUGGCAUGGGCGCUGCAGCAGUGUUUGAGUACCCAGGGAACUAACUUCCAGCCUACUGAUGAAACCACACAACAGCUAAUUCUCUGCCUUCCCUAAUAAUAGCAAAUGAUUUGCACUGUGAAAUCAAGUGGAUUCUGGGAUUCGUUGCUAGAUCUACAGAUUUUAGGCACAAACUGCAAAGUAGAAUAAUCCAUAGAGACCCACUGAGCCGGUGGGAAAACGCAGAGCUGGCAAAUGGCAGCCUGACAGCAGACAUGAGUUCAGCUGAAGUUCAGGUGCAGGCCCUCGUGUGGUGAUUACAAAUAGAUAUUUCUAAUUUAAUCACUUCCUUUAUUCCGUGAAUACUGUCAGAGAGAAGCAUUUCAUGGUACAGUGGUUUUGUAUGACACAUUGUCCAAAAGUGUCACUCAAAACCAAAGUGCAUGUGAAAAGGCUUUUCCAGGGUUGUCUUAAAAGGUGUCACCAUCUCGCAAGAAGCCUGGAGCAGCUUGUUUGAAAGCAGUGCAAGGACUUUACACUGGUUCCUUUACAACUGCAUGUGUCCCACCCAAGUUAUAAAUGGGCUCUGCCCUAAGGUGUCCCUGUGCUGGAGGCUGGGCUGUAGCUUUCUGCUUCUAACCAGGCUGUUCUGAAGCCUCCAACGGGGUAAAGUAGAGGGACUAGAAUGUAAUUCACACAGGAGGUGCCUGAACAGGCAGAUUCUGCUGAAUUGCUACAAGCCAGGGCUUGAAAGUGGCCUUUCCAUCUUUUUUCACAGCUCAUGUGACUCUUAAGUUAAAGGAGAGUCUUGGGAUUAAUAUUUAUUUACCUAACAUAAAACAGAUUUCAGCGUUACUCUAACUGCAAGCACUACAUGAACAUUAGUGACAUCUCAGUGCUAAUACAAAUAUAUAUUUCAUCUGGUAAAGUUCUCCCUUACCUGUUCUCUCUCUUACAAUCACUGAAACUCAGUACUAACAGCUUGAAAAUGAAACAUCCUCAUCCACUUUGACAUGUUACAAAUCUGAGCUUUUUAAUACAGACUAAAGUUCUUUGUCCUGGCUCUUGGUUUUGCACUUUAAUAAUACAAUUGAGUUCUUGCAAUAUAUUUGUUUUCUUUUUCUGAUGUAAGUUGAAAGCCAUGAUUAGUUAGAGCUGUGUGAUAGCCUUCUGUUCCCGUGCUGCAGCCUGUCCCCCUCACCCAGCAAUCAUUCAGGCUGUAUUUUAGAGCAAAGAGAUGAAAUUAUUUAGUGGUUGCAGAGAGGCAUUAGCAUCCUCAAGGGUCUUUUUUUUUGCACCGAGGUUCCUGUGUAUGGUGUGAGUUCUUGCUAGUACAAAUCUGGUUUGAACUAGGCAGAAGGCAACGAUCAUGCAUCUUCUGUUCUCCUUGGGUGGGGAGGGCAGCCCCCUCUUCCCCACACACACUGCCGUUAACAAAAACCUUUUACAUGAUGGGAGUGGAAAACUUAACAGGCCCAGAAGUGGGAAUUUCAGUGACCUUUAGCUAAAGCAAUACUAAAAACAUUUAGAGAAGUGUGAGUAAAUGGGAACCAUGUGGGGGGAAUGCAUUCACAGGCAGAAGGGUUCCUCCCUCUGUAGCUGAAGGGGAUGUUCUCAAUGCCCAAGCAUGAUGAAACACCCAGGUUGGUCGUUUUCCAAGAAGUCCAGGGAAAGUUGGCUCUUCCCCUUUUCAUGUAAGGGAAGCAGCCUGGGGAAUGCUGGCCUAUUCACUGGUUUUUGCUUUUAUGAUGUGUUUAUCUUUUUAAUGUCAAACAAACAAACAAGGCAAAACAAAAGCUACUUUAUAAUGUACAAAUUGUAAUUGUACAUUAUAAUUGUAAUUGGAGGCAUGCAAAGGGGUUUGGCCUAACUGUUACCAUGGCUGCUUUGCUAUUUCAAACCGAUUCCUUUGCAGAGCCUGCAAGUAGUGGUUAAACUUAUCACAGUGCUAGAAGUAACAGAAUGAAAUUAUGACUCUUUAAAGUACCAUGAACUUUUUUCCCCUACAUAACUUAAAAUUCCAUUCUGCUACACUUCCAGUCCAUAUUAAAACAACUGAUGAUACAGACUCUGUGGAUGGCACAUCUGCAUCCAGCUUGUUACCUUGACAUUUGUCCCGCGGUGUCUUGCUUAAAUUUAAUACAGGUCUUCAUACCUUCCAUCGUAGGUUCCUUGCCCCUUGAUCUGUAGCUUGCAAGGCUUUUCCCCCAGUAUUCCAGUAACAGUCAUGACUGCUUUGUAUUGAAUGUCGCUCCUGAAAUACAGAGCAAAAGGACAGUUCAGUUACAGGGAGAUGCAAUUCUGUGUUUAAGGAUGAGAUUAGUUACUUUGGGGAGGAAAAGGGGGAGAACGGUGCCAUAAGGCAUAAACUGCUUCUGGUCACAAGCACCGGUGUCUGAUGCUGGUGUUGAGUCUGGGGGUGGCAGGAUCACUUCAGAGUGUCAUGGCCCACAGCUACAUAGAGGAUGUUUGAGAAGGAUGGUCCAGCCUGUACCUGAAGAUGUUGGGUUAUUAACUUCAUGUUGUAAAGAAAGACUUGAGUGUCUUCCUACUUAAAUAAUUCUAUUUUAGUUAAAUAAACAAACUGAAGCUCUGCUGGGGGCUUGUGUUUGGGAGCAAACGCCUGCACUGCCUUGGUGUGAAAAUUCAUCCUGUGACAGCACUUGAAACAGAGAAGUUUCUGUCAACUCUCCCAAGAAGCUUACAGCAAGCAUAGUUUGUGCUAAGUGGAAGUCUUACAGCACAACUGGCCUAAGGCUAUUGCUGCGCAGUGCUCCGGAGACUGCUCAUCUGAAGGAUUUCUCUGUGUCUGAGAGGUGGGUGUUGUGAAGGUCUGAGGCAAGAGCCUGUUCUGCCACACAACUUCUAUUUUCUCCUCAGAAAAGAUUCCCUGCAGGAAGACCACUGAUUUAGGGAGGCGAGUUGUUAAAAUUACCUCACACCUUGCAUAUAAUUCUUUGCUAUUGCCACGCUGGUCCUGAGCGCUGGGGGAUGCGUAGUCUGGAGCUGAACAGAUGAGCUGGCUGCUGUACAGCAGCCUCUUCAGUUCUAGGCACUUCCAGGCACGCUGAUUGUCAGACAAAAAGAAGUGCUUCCGGCACAUUCAGAAGCACUACAUAAAAUUUUGACAGUCAGAACCUGGGGAGGUCUUUCGUCCAUGAAGUUGCAGGGCCAGGACAGCUUAGAGCAGCUGCUCAAGGCUUCAUCCCAGUCAGAUUCCAGUAGCUCCAGCGAUGGAGAUCUCGCAGUGUGUUCCAGGGAGAUUGAAGUUACAACAGUAGCUCAUGUCACCUAUGGUUUGCUGCUAUAGAAUUCCCUGGCAGCAGUGUUCAAAGUUCCCUUAAAUCACUGGGAUAGACUUUGUCUUUCUUAAACUUUAUGUCAAUGUCACCAUGUGGUAACUUCCAGGAAUAAAAGCUGAAUUUUCUUA
Messenger RNA from Strigops habroptila (Kakapo), 4707 nucleotides. It is a transcript of the gene ACAA1, whose product is annotated as acetyl-CoA acyltransferase 1. Gene Ontology annotation, biological process: fatty acid beta-oxidation; phenylacetate catabolic process. Gene Ontology annotation, cellular component: peroxisome. NCBI's taxonomy places the organism in Eukaryota, Metazoa, Chordata, Aves, Psittaciformes, Psittacidae. Bases 26 to 1342 code for a protein of 438 amino acids. The transcript has 12 exons. Gene Ontology annotation, molecular function: acetyl-CoA C-acyltransferase activity. The record is from RefSeq and is a predicted model, not a curated record.